This is a messenger RNA of Verruconis gallopava, 1329 nucleotides long. RefSeq lists its product as uncharacterized. Gene Ontology annotation, biological process: ceramide transport; intermembrane lipid transfer. The record is from RefSeq and is a predicted model, not a curated record. NCBI's taxonomy places the organism in Eukaryota, Fungi, Ascomycota, Dothideomycetes, Venturiales, Sympoventuriaceae. Gene Ontology annotation, cellular component: cytosol; cytoplasm; membrane. The transcript is spliced from 3 exons. Gene Ontology annotation, molecular function: ceramide 1-phosphate transfer activity; ceramide 1-phosphate binding. Bases 396 to 1016 code for a protein of 206 amino acids.
CAAAACGUCUCCAGAACCACGGGCAAAACCAGGCCAGCUACCAGGAUAACAGCGCGAUUCAUUAUGAGGCGAUUUUGAAGGAACGGAAGCGUGCGAAGUAACCAAUGUCGCGCCCCAAAGAUGCCCCACCUUUGAGAAGGGGCGGUCUGCCCCGCAGGUUGAAGAAGACGUGUAACCAGCACCUCUCUCACCGCACGCAAAACUGCACUCAUUGCUCCCGACCAGCCGCUUGAUCGAACCUCGAACAUAGACUGCCACGCACUUUCGCUCACAGCUGUGAUUCCCUCGCCUUUAUCACGUCUUUGAUAUUUCUUUUCGCUCCCAAUUGACCUGGCUUCUUCGCUUUCCGAAGCUUUGACAACACGACGACGACCACCACCACCCACACCAUCAACAUGGCAGCUCCCUCUAUCCCCCCAGGCGGAACCUUCUUUGAUACCCUUGGCAAAAGCUUCGUGGACGUGCCAGUGGACAAGGCCAACGACAACGCCAUAUCCACGGAGGCAUUCCUCGAGGCCGCCGAGGCUCUCACCACUCUCUUUGAUGUCUUGGGAAGCGUGGCCUUCAAGCCUGUCAAGAGCGACAUGCUGGGAAACAUCAAGAAGAUACGGGAUCGCUUCCUUGCUGAUCCCGUCAACGGAGCCACGCUGCAAGGGCUGGUAAAGGCUGAGCUCGCCUCCAAGAAGCACACGGCAACAGAAGGCUUGCUCUGGCUCACGCGCGGCCUCCACUUCACUGCUCUCGCUCUCCGACAGAACCUAUCGAAUCCGAACCAAGAGCUCGCUGAUUCGUUCCGCUCCGCGUACACGGACACCUUGAAGCCUCACCACUCGUUCGUGGUCAAGCCCAUCUUCAGCGCGGCCAUGUCCGCCACGCCGUACAGGAAGGACUUCUACCAGAAGCUAGGGGGCGACGAGGCCAAGGUAAAUGCGGAGCUGGCCAAAUGGUUGGAGGCCUUGGAAGAGCAGGUCAAGAUUCUCAAUGAAUUCCUGGCACGCAAAGAAAGCAAAUGGUGAACUUGGCUACGUGUGGACGAUGGGCUCGAAACUUUUAUUUUCUGCGGGCAGGCCGAUUACUUCCAUUCUCCACCGAUGCUUUCGAGAAGCUAGAAGCAACUGUUGGUUUUCAGGUACGAAUAGUUUACGACGCAAGAGUCAAGACAGCAGAGCAACACUUUGCUAGAGUGAAUCGAAUGGCCGUUUCACUUAGAAUGAUGCAAGCGUGGUUUAUGCAAGUUAUUUGCGCUAGGAAUUCGUGAAGAAAAUCGUCUAGGAUUGUUUUCUAUAUAUGUGACGGUCGUGUUCGGUGCACAAUUACCCGCUUGCCUUA